GUGACGGGCGCGUGUGACCUUGGGCGCUGCCCCGGCACCUGCCUCGGCUCCUGCCGAGGCUUUGGCUUCCCGCCGCUCCCGGAGCUGUUUUUAGCGCCGGGUCUCUGCGGCGCCGCCAGGCUCCGGCUGUCCCCGCUCCCCGCAGGGCGCUGGGGUCGGAGCUCCCGGCCGGGACCGGGGUCCCCCCCCCGUCCCCAAGGGGGGCCAUGAUCGCCGUGUCCAUCUCCGCGGCGGAGGCGCAGGCGGCAGCGCGCAGCCCCGACAGGGCGCACACGGUGUUCCGGGUGGAGGUGCUGUGCAAUGGUCGGCGGCACACGGUUGUGAAGCGCUACAGCGAGUUCCAGGCGCUGCACAAACGGAUCAAGAAGACCUGCAAGGUCCCUGACUUCCCCCCACGGCAUGUCCCCAACUGGAUGCCCAAAGUGCUGGAGCAGCGCCGGCAGGGCCUGGAGCUUUACAUCCGGGGUGUCCUGUACCACAACGAGGAGCUGCCCCAGGACGUGCUGGACUUCCUGAAGCUGCGGCGCUGCCAGCAGGACCCCAAGGCCAGCAGCUCCCCCAGCACCGGCCGCCCGCCCUCCCAGCGCCCUGUUGUUGGCUUCUGCACUGACCCCUAUGCACAGCCUCCAGGCACCCAGCCGCUCCCUGACACCGUCCUCAGUGGGGUGCUGCAGGGCCUCUACCUCCCCCCGAGCUGCACCCCCAGUCAGGCAGCGCCCUGUGCACACACCCCCCACCCCCAGCACCUGGGGCCGCAGUGGUGAGCACCUGGGCAGUGGACAUCCCCACUGCAGAAAUAACUCCUUCCUGCUGGGAUGGGGCAGGAAAAUGGGAGAAGCCAAGGGGGCCAGUGGGAGCCACAGCUGCUCAUCAACCACCAUCCAACGUGCCUUCACUGGGACCUCUCCUUCCACCCCGCUGAUUUGGGGUUGGGGUAGGAGCCUUUGGACCCUGAAUGGCGUUGGGAAAACCCCUUGGCAUCCGGGCAAUAAAUCACUUGGAGUUGACUGACAAAA
Messenger RNA from Strigops habroptila (Kakapo), 1016 nucleotides. RefSeq names its product sorting nexin 22 (gene SNX22). Lineage: Eukaryota; Metazoa; Chordata; Aves; Psittaciformes; Psittacidae. The record is from RefSeq and is a predicted model, not a curated record. The transcript has 7 exons. Bases 207 to 764 code for a protein of 185 amino acids. Gene Ontology annotation, molecular function: phosphatidylinositol phosphate binding.